This is a messenger RNA of Coregonus sp. 'balchen', 12081 nucleotides long. The record is from the annotation of a GenBank genome assembly. NCBI's taxonomy places the organism in Eukaryota, Metazoa, Chordata, Actinopteri, Salmoniformes, Salmonidae.
GGACACGGAUGGAGAUUCCUGAUCACAAACAAGGUAUGUUCAUGUUGCUGGUUUGAAUAUAAUCGUACUGUUUCUUAGUAACCACCAAUAAUAAUUGCAGAUGAAUGUACGUCUUUCUGAUGAAUGGGUUGAUAAAAAAAGUGUUGAUUAUUGUUAGUUCAAUGACAUAAUGCACAAUUUAGCUAGCUUCUAGCAUUGUUAGCUAGUAGGGCGCGAUUUCAAUUCAUGUUAGUAGUUAGCUAGCUGUGUACUGUAUCUACUACGACUUCCGUGAAGCAUCCACACUUGUAUUGUUUCCUUGAUUUAAAUCGACUAAAAUAGCUGAUGUUAGUUCAGCUGUCUGUUCAACUUGGUUGGUUAGUUAGUUGCUAGCCCACACUGGCUUAAUGGAAGUAACAACAAACUAGCAAGUCAGUGACUAGUAAGCUAACUUAACGUUAUACAGUUGCUAACUAGUGACUGCUUUCAAGUUGUAGUAAGCUAAUGUUAUCCUUGGCUUGAAUCCAGUCCACUGCAAACAGUGUUCAUAGUCAAAAGGUUGGCCAUCAAGUUAGCUAAUUAUUGAUGUCUAUAUGGUUGGAACUUGCAGAGAAAUCCUUGCAGAUGUCAAUGCACUUAGCUAAGCAUUACAGCAUUGACUGUGUCAGAUGGAACUCAUAAUGUCUGCUUAGAUGUUGACUAAAUUCAUUUGUGAACCUAUAGCUAGCUACACACAGGUAACUGCCAAAAUAAAGGAAACACUUGAGGAAAUGAGCGAUACAAAGUAUAUUGAAAUCAGGUGCUUCCACACAGGUGUGGUUGGUUCCUGAAUUAAUUAAGCAAUUAACAUUACAUCAUGUUUAGGGUCAUGUAUAAAAAUGCCCAGUUGCCCAUUAUUUUGGCUACCAUGGCUAUAAGAAGAGAUCUGUGACUUUGAAAGAGGAGACUCAAAGGAGCAUAGGGGGUUUAAAGUGUGUGUGUCUGUCUCAGUCACCAGAUCUCAAGAGACAUCAUUUUCCACCUCCAACAAAACACCAAAUUCUAGAAUUUAUUGUGGAAGAAUGGUGUCGCAUCCCUCGAAUAGAGUUCCAAGACACUUGUAGAAUCUAUGCCAAGGCGCAUAGAAGCUGUUCUGGUGGCUCUUUGUGGUGCAACGCCCUAUUAAAACACUUUAUGUUGGUUAGUCCCCUGUAGAUCAGUUGGUAGAGCAUGGCGCUUGCAACGCCAGGGUUGUGGGUUCGUUUCCCACGGGGGGCCAGUAUGAAAAUGUAUGCACUCACUAACUGUAAGUCGCUCUGGAUAAGAGUGUCUGCUAAAUGACUAAAAUGUAAUGUAAAAUGUGUCGCCUUUAUUUUGGCAGUUACCUGUACCUUUCAAGUUUAAUAUUGUUCUCUUCAUUGCAUAGAUAUCAAUUGUGUCAGAAGAUGAGUUCGCAUCAAUAUUCACGACCGGGAAUACCUCCUGGUAUGGGAAAAAAACAGAUUCCUGGAGGAAACACUGCAAUGGUGUCUAGUAGUCAACCAAACACAAUAGGUAAUAUCAUGCAACCUGCUGAACUAACUCGCAGCAAAACUAUCUCGCUUUGUAUCACAACUAUUUGCAGUGGUUAGUAAGUGUGGGAAAGCAUUGGUCAGUCAAGUCUGCUGCGUAACAAUGGUUAGUACUCCAACUCUUUGUACCACAGGUGGGGCAGACGAUAGCAGCCGUGACCCUCACCCAGACCACAGUCCCUAUGACCGCCCAAGCGGUGGUGGUGGAGCACCGAGCUUCAAAGACGACAAGCAGGAGACAGUGGUGGUCCGGCCUUACCCCCAAGCCCAGGUCCACGGCCCCCCCCAGGGUCACCACCCAACACUACCUCAGCACCUGCCCCUCCAGCAGGGCAUGCCCGUCACAGUGUCAGCCCCUCCACCACACAUCCCCCAAGGCCUUCCUCUGGCCUUCGCUGAAGGACCCAUAAAGGUAUGGAUGAGGGAGCUCAGAGUUCUGUCUGCUGCAUUAGCCCUCAACCUACCUGAUCUCAUCUUUCACCUUUUCUUAGGUGCAGUCAUCUCUGAAGUCGCCCAUGCCCAGUCGAGUGAUUGCCCCAGCACCAGCCAACAUCUCCCUGCCACCCAAGGUGCCAAGCCACGUCACUGUAACAUUGGAGAGCACUGUGCCUCCGACCCCCGGCAUCCCUGUAGCAACUAUCAGUGGCCAACAGGUAAGGACUGGUGUUGUUUACAGUUGUAAUAUACCCUAUAAAUAAUAUACCCUAUUUAGGUCUACCCAAUGUGAUGACGUGAUGAAAAUUGUGGUUCCAAAUCUAUAAUGCUUUGUGUCCAUGGGCGUGGCGUUUCCAGGGCAACCCCAGUAACCUGCACCAUCAUGUGCAGAUCAUUCGCAGCAACGGCCCGCCCCUGCAGCUCGGCACCCCCCAGCACACCUUUACCUCCCAUCUACCCAGAGGUCAGUUGCGUAGCCCAUAGCAGAUAGAAACUUUUAUAAUUCUGAAAAUGGUCAAGGUGCUUACCAUGACAAAAGAAAGUACACCAUAGUGGUUGGUUCAUAUUUUAACCCACUCUAGGUCCUCAGCAGAAACAUCCUAAGCACAGACAUGUCUAACUGUUGUUCAUGUGUGUUUCCAGGAGCUGCUGCAGCUGCUGUGAUGUCCAGUUCCAAAGGACCCACCGUACUGAGACCUGUUACAGGUCCUGGUAGUGGUACUGGCCCACCUACUGUCCAGCACAUCAUCCACCAGCCUAUCCAGUCCCGGCCAAUAGUAACAACGUCCACUGCUGUGUUGCCCAUGGUGGUUGCCCCGGUAACGGCCACCAGGCCUCAGUCCCCAGUGGUUAGCUCAGCCACGCACUCCGCAGAGAUGGUUCAUGGGUACGACAUGCUCAAAGCAUUAACUUUGAACUGUUUUUUUACUGUUUUAUUUUGUAACAUAUAAACUCAGCAAAAAAAGAAACGACCCUGUCUUUCAAAGAUAAUUCUUAAAAAUCCAAAUAAUUUCACAGAUCUUCAUUGUAAAGGGUUUAAACACUGUUUUUUACAUUACAUUUUAGUCAUUUAGCAGACGCUCUUAUCCAGAGCGACUUACAGUUAGUGAAUAUAUAUAUAUUUUUUUUAUACUGGCCCCCUGUGGGAAUCGAACCCGCAACCCUGGCGUUGCAAACGCCAUGCUCUAUCAACUGAGCUACAUCCCUGCCGGCCAUUCCCUCCCCUACCCUGGACGACGCUGGGUCAAUUGUGCGCCGCCCAUGAGUCUCCCGGUCGCGGCCGGCUGCGACAGAGCCUGGAUUCGAACCAGGAUCUCUAGUGGCACAGUUAGCACUGCGAUGCUUGUUCAAUGAACCAUAAACAAUGAAUGAACAUACACCUGUGGAACGGUUGUUAAGACACUAACACCAAAAGAAAGAUGCCCAGGGUCCCUGCUCAUCUGCGUGAACGUGCCUUAGGCAUGCUGCAAGGGGGCAUGAGGACUGCAGAUGUGGCCAGGGCAAUAAAUUGCAAUGUCCGUACUGUGAGACGCCUAAGACAGCGCUACAGGGAGACAGGACGGACAGCUGAUGGUCCUCGCAGUGGCAGACCACGUGUAACAACACCUGCACAGUAUCGGUACAUCCGAACAUCACACCUGCGGGACAGGUACAGGAUGGCAACAACAACUGAGUUACACCAGGAACGCACAAUCCCUCCAUCAGUGCUCAGACUGUCCGCAAUAGGCUGAGAGAGGCUGGACUGAGGGCUUGUAGGCCUGUUGUAAGGCAGGUCCUCACCAUACAUCACCGGCAACAACGUCGCCUAUGGGCACAAACCCACCGUCGCUGGCCCAGACAGGACUGGCAAAAAGUGCUCUUCACUGACGAGUCACGGUUUUGUCUCACCAGGGGUGAUGGUCAGAUUUGCGUUUAUCGUCGAAGGAAUGAGCGUUACACCGAGGCCUGUACUCUGGAGCGGGAUGGAUUUGGAGGUGGAGUGUCCGUCAUGGUCUGGGGCGGUGUGUCACAGCAUCAUCGGACUGAGCUUGUUGUCAUUGCAGGCAAUCUCAACGCUGUACGUUACAGGGAAGACAUCCUCCUCCCUCAUGUGGUACCCUUCCUGCAGGCUCAUCCUGACAUGACCCUCCAGCAUGACAAUGCCACCAGCCAUACUGCUAGUUCUGUGCGCGAUUUCCUGCAAGACAGGAAUGUCAGUGUUCUGCCAUGGCCAGCGAAGAGCCCGGAUCUCAAUUCCAUUGAGCACGUCUGGGACCUGUUGGAUCGGAGGGCUAGGGCCAUUCCCCCCCAGAAAUGUCUGGGAACUUGCUGGUGCCUUGGUGGAAGAGUGGGGUAAAAUCUCACAGCAAGAACUGGCAAAUCUGGUGCAGUCCAUGAGGAGGAGAUGCACUGCAGUACUUAAUGCAGCUGGUGGCCACACCAGAUACUGACUGUUACUUUUGACCCCCCCCUUUGUUCAGGGACACAUUAUUCCAUUUAUGUUAGUCACAUGUCUGUGGAAGUUGUUCAGUUUAUGUCUCAGUUGUUGAAUCUUGUUAUGUUCAUAAAAAUAUUUCCACAUGUUAAGUUUGCUGAAAAUAAACGCACUUGACAGUGAGAUGACGUUUCUUUUUUUGCUAAGUUUAUAAUGUAUAUGCCAUUUAGCAGAUGCUUUAUUCUAACCGACUUGGUCAUGAGUGCAUACAUCAGUCUUUUUAAAUGUUUUAUGUCCGGGUGGUCCCAGUAAUCAAACCCACUAUCCUGGCAUUGCAAGCGCCAUGCUCUACCAACUAAGCUCCACGUUUUGUAAAUGUAUCAAGAUAGUUAAUUCUUUGGAGCCCAAUGCUAUUCCAGCUAUUGCAAGUGUAUGUAAGAUCAGCUAUUGCAGGUGUAUGUAAAACCAAUGUUAACCCUCCUCUUGCUGUCUUCCAUCAGGCGUCCAGGGCUGACCAUUCACCCCCCUCCAGCCACUCUGAGCAUCCAGCGUCCUCCCCAAUCUCGGGAGACCCCCACACGCAUCACCCUGCCCUCUCACCCUGCCAUUGGGGGUCAGAAACCCCAGCUGUACAACACCAUGGCACAGAAGCCCAUAUUCAGCAAUGUGACUCCUGUCGCUGCAGCAACUGUUGCCCCCAUAUUAGCCACCAAUACUGCUCCAUCGCCUAGCACUACGGGUAUGAUGCUACUGUUGUGAUAGAGAUAGGUCUAACUCAUCUAUUUUCAUUUCAGCAUCAUUCAAGUUUUAAUGUCACGUGCACAAGUACAGUAAAAUGCCUUUCUUGCAAGCUCCAAACCCAACAAUGUAGUAAUCAGUAUCAAUGUAGUACUAAAAAUAACAUUAGGUAGAACAAAAACACACGAGGAAUAGAAAUAAGAACACAAGAAAGUAAAAAGCUAUAUACAUGAUCAGUUCCAAUACCAUAUUUACAAUGUGCAAAGAUACUGGAGUGAUAGAGGUAGAUAUGUAUAGGGGUAAGGUGACUAGGCAUCAGAUAUAUGAUAAACAAGAGUAGCAGCAGUGUAAAUUAUGAUUGUAUGUGAGUGCUUGUGUGUAGAGUCAGUAUAAAUGUGUGCAUGUUAUUUGUGUGUCGGUGUGUGUGUGUAGAGUCCUGUGAGUGUGCAUAGAUCAGUGCAAAAAUACAAGGGUCAACUCAGUCCGUGUAGCCAUUCUGUUAGCUAUUCAGCAGUCUUAUGGCUUGGGGAUAGAAGCUGUUCAGGAGCCUGUUGGUGUCAGACUUAAUGCACCGAUACGGCUUGCUGUGCAAACGCAUAGGGAACAGUUAUCAAGACUAAAUGUCUCCUUUAUUCUGUUUUAAUGGUGUAAUAACCACAUUAUCAGGCUCAGGACCCCACCCCAACAGUAACAUCGUCACCAUGGCGAUGCCCUCUCAUUCCUCCCACGCCACAGCAGUCACCACGUCCAACAUCCCUGUGGGUAAGUAUCUCAAUCAUUAAUGUUGGAGUCAAAGGCACCAGGCUACUCUCUGGAGUAACAUACUCCACAUUUCAUGUCAUGUUUACUUAUCUAAUAAGUAAUUGAUAUGAGUAGAGAGGCUAUUAAAAACAGUGACACAUUAAAUUAUCAACUGCCGAAUUGAUAGCACCAGUCCCUAAGGAGUGGUUUUAUGUUGUGAAAUGAAAAUUGCACCCCACUAAUUGUAACCCAUUCCACCUCCACCCUCUUCAGCUAAAGUGGUUCCCCAGCCGAUAGCCCACACCUCGCCCAGGAUCCAGCCGGAGUACCCUGGAGAGAGGGGCAACCUGAUCCCCAUCACCAUGGAGGCCCGCAGUGACAACAGGUCAGAGACGGGGUCGGAUUUAUUUUUCUUUUGGGUUGAUGAUAAUACAUGCAUCAACAAGAUGAGUAUCUGAUCCCAGAGGAUAGCACAUUAAAACACUUAGAUGGUGCUUGAUUGUCCUGGGCUUCAUAUCAAAUGGCUUCUUCUCCUUAUUUCUGCUGUACUUGGAUUACAUUUCUGGUUGGUAGUUGAAAGUUGAAAAUGUUAUGAAAACUUAAGCUUUAUGUUUUUUAUCUUAUUUAUUUGGUAUGCAUUUCCCCCCACAGGCAAUCAGUGCCAGUGCAGUUCCAGUACUUCCUGCCUACCUAUCCUUCUUCGUCGUACCCUCUGACACACACCUACACCCCCAUCACCAGCUCUGUGUCCACCAUCCGACAGUACCCAGGUACCACUCACCUCUCCCAAUUUAAAUCACUGCUUCCAUAUGACUCUGUAACCAAUCAGAUAUUUGGAAUUCUCAGGGUGUGACUAAUAAUGCUAUAUAAUGAUGAUGGUGAUAAUGGUGAUGAUAAUGCUAGAUGUUGAUAAUAAUCUCGAUGGUGAUAAUGCUAAUAAUGCUAGAUAAUGCAAAGUACUGAACCAACUCUCACUUCAAUCAAGACAAAUUAUCAUUUUGUAUUAUUAAAUCACUAGUUUCUAGUUCUUGCUUCCCAAGCCAGAGUCCGACCCAAUUGUGAGCUAGUUUAAUCUGUCUCUAAACAAGUCUCCAACCCUGUGUGUCAACCCCAACCCCUCAUCUCUGUUUCCUGUCACCCCUACAGUAACCCCUCAGGCCCCCAGUGGCACGGCCAUGCAGACCCAGACCAGUGUGGGCGUAGCGUCGGCGGUGCACCUCAACCCCAUGCAGCUGAUGACGGUGGACCGCAUCGCUCAGAUCAACACACAGAACAUCCAGCCCGCUGCCAUGGCCACGCAGGGCAUCCAGUCAACCACCAUCAGCGCCCAGGGCCUGCAUGCCGCCACCGGUCAGAUCACUGCGCAAAACAUCCAACCAGCGCCCAUCAACCAACAGCAGCCAGCCAAUGACAACAAGACCUCAGGUGAGUUGGUGAACAAAGCUGUUUAAGUUUUGAGUUUGUGUCUGGUCUGAGAUUGACAUAUUAUGAAUAGAAUACAUAUCAGAUUCUAUUCUACAGAUUUCGUCCACUUUCUUGUCUAAAGUUCUCAUGAUAUUCAUUUGUUAUUUCAAAAUAAUUUAGUCAUCUGUUUGAGAGAGGAAAAAACACGGUAAUGUGACACACAAUCCAGAGAAAGGUAAGUAUGCUAAGAUCAACAUUGUUCUUUCUACUUAGUUGUGUUAGCAGACGGCUCCACUCUGGUAGCCAACCCCAUUGGCCAGACGUUCGGCAGCGGUCACCCUCCCACCUCCGUGGGGCAGACACACCCACAGAACACUGGGCCUGGUGCUCCCACCCUAGUGUCCUCCCCCCGGCCUAGCAUCCUACGCAAGAAGCCUGCCAACGAAGGGUGAGUUUAGAAAACCCCUCUGGAUGCUACUACUCACAAAUCCUGGUCCUGGGGAGCUACAGGGUGUGUAUGUUUUUGUUCCAGCCCAGCACUAACCUGUUUCUGUUUGCCCUAUAAAGGUCUGCUGUGAGGAAGAACCUGAUCCCAGAGGCCAUCAGGCCUGCAUCAGGGUAGGACAUCACAGCACCUUGUUAGUAGGCCCUGAUCAGAGUAGAUGCUGAUUACACACGCUGGUAUCCUCAGUACAUGCUGAUUACACACGCUGGUAUCCUCAGUACAUGCUGAUUACACACGCUGGUAUCCUCAGUAGAUGCUGAUUACACACGCUGGUAUCCUCAGUACAUGCUGAUUACACACGCUGGUAUCCUCAGUACAUGCUGAUUACACACGCUGGUAUCCUCAGUACAUGCUGAUUACACACGCUGGUAUCGUUUAACUACAUCUUGUAGUUAAGAAUUACCUUUUAAAAUGAUUGUGUGGUUAAUAUUUUUCCUGUUCACCCAGUAUGAAGCACAAGCCUGAUCUCCACGUGUCCCUGGCUCCACCGUUGACGUCGUCGUCCAUGGAAGCGCUGCCCAGCCAUCAGAUCAAUGAGCAGCAGCAGCAGCACCCCAGAGCCCCGCCACACCAGCACCCCUCUCAGCCAAUCCAGACCCUCCUCUCAGUGUCCGCACCCCCACACUCCCAGCCUGGCCCCGCCAUGUCUGCCGUUACUCCACCAAUCUCGUCUAUGGCCAAUGUGGUGGUUCCGCCUACACAGGCAGCGGCCAGUAGCACAGCGGCAUGUGGAAUAAGCUCCGCCCUCCCUGAGAUCAAGAUAAAGCAGGAAGUGGAGCCUAUGGAUUCCUCCAAAGCAGGUUUGUUUGAAUAGAAAAAUGUAUUUGUCACCUCCAAAACCUAUAUCGUCUGUAAAACUUUUUUUUAUUGGUGUCCUAUUGCUGAUAUACAGUAGGAUCGGUUUACCUUUUAAAUCAUAAUGAAUAAGGUGGCGGGCCUGAUCCUAGAUCAUUAUUCCUAGUCUGAGACACUUUGUGAAUACGGGCCCUGAACAUCUCUUCCUUCCUGGCCCCUCCUCUCCCUCCAGGUCCCCCUAUGCCCCAUGGCGGCACCCCCAUGUUGUCCAUGAUGCCCGGUGGGGACGGGAUCCCCGGGGCCUCCCCCAGGAAGAAGCCCCGGAAGCAGCAGCACGUCAUCUCCACGGAGGAGAGCGAGAUGAUGGAGACCAACAGCACAGACGAGGAGAAGGUCCUGGUCAGACCACACAGCAUGAGGCCUGAGAAACGCAAGUCGCCCCCCAAGGAGUACAUAGGUAAGGGAACAUCCCUUUUGGGUGUGUGAGCGAUUUAUUCAAGUGAACGGUAAACUAGCCUCAGUAACUUGGAAAGGGGCUCAAGUUAACUGCAGUCUUCCAUAAUGUUUAUUGCAUUCUCCUUAUUUUCAGACAAUAAAUCAUAAUUGGCUAGAGUCUACUCCGGUUGUGCAUGUCAUGUCUAAAGAUUCACUAGUCUGUAAGGACAAGACUUGUACAAGAACAGCCAUAUUAACCCCGUGAGUGACCACUGUGUUUCUCUGCCCUGCAGAUGAGGAGGGUGUGCGUUAUGUCCCCACCCGUGCUCGCCCCCCGGUCACCCUUCUCCGCCACUACAGGAACCCCUGGAAGGCUGCCUACCACCACUUCCAGAGAUACAGUGACAUCCGGGUCAAAGGUCAGACCGUCUUUAUUAUUGAUAACAUUCAAUGAUAACUGUAUUUAUAAAGAAUUUUCAUACAUUCUGGGUUCUAAGAGCUUGUUGUGGCACUGAAAUGUGCUUCUUGUGGGACUGAAUUGCGCUUCUUGUGGGACUGAAAAGUGCUUAUUGUGGACUGAAAUGGAGGCUUUUUGACGUUGAACUGUUUAUUCAUUGUUUUGUUUGGACAAUCUAAAUGACACAACAAUUAUUACAACAUCACACAAGGUUAUUAUUCUCACCAGAGUGCAUACAUAGGAAAACAUUUAGCAUACACACAAACCAAGAGGACUUCUUUCUAUUGUGCUAUGUGCACUGUGAAGCAAAACCGAAAGGAAUUAUUAGUAUGCUAUGAAAGCAAAUGUGUCAUUUGUUGGCAUCACAUCAUUGUUAGAACUUUUCAUUAGCAACGCUAGUGGGAGAAAAACACCAGUUCAUUCCACUGUUCUGUUUUAGUAGUCUCCAGCGUUGGUUGCUAGCAAUUGACCAGUCACUUUCAAAGCACAAAUAUUGUAUGACUAGGGUCUAGAGAUUUUCCUAACCACUUGACCUGACCAGGAAAAACUCCUGGCCCUAAUUAUAGUUAAAUAUUUUAAUGGUGUGUGUUGUUGAAGGUAUUACUGUAUUAUUACAGGGAUUUUUCUGCCUAUAUAAUCCUUGGGCGGGCCACCUAAAUGUUUUUUCUCGGGUCGCCAAGUCCAAACAGUGGUAAAAAUAUUUUUUAUAUAUUUCUACAUUUUCGGGAUGGAAAAACGCUUUCAGUGUAAACUUAAACGACUAAAACCAGAUAUAAAGGAUGUAGAAAAGAUAAUGGACCUAUAUAUCUUUAAAUAAUAUAAUCCUUGAGAACUAACAAUCACCAAAAUAAAAGCUAGACAGUCAGGGAGAAUUGAAAAUUCCAAAAACAAUGAUUUUAUCAGCAUUGAUUUUGUUAUUAUGUUUGAGCAAAAGAACACCACAAGCCAUGGCAAAAUGCAUAGAAUUGCAGGAAACUAGCUUUAAAACUGCAAAAAAAAUUCUCAGCUCCAUGGGGAAAUUUAUAGAAUUGUAGGAAAUUGGCUUAAAUGCUAAAAUGUCUACACCGCCAAGAUGGGGGGCCUCUAAAAUGUUAUUUAAAAGAUCCCGCACUGACGCCCCUUUUUGAUCCAGAAAAAUACCUGUAUUAUAUUAGAAUAUGGCUUAAUGGUGUGUUGUUGAAGGUAAUACUGUAUGAUUAUAUUAGAAUAUGCCUUAACCCUAUCAGUCCCGAGCCCCAAGCAAAAAUCGGAUUUUCAUUUAUCUGACUUUCAUUUAUGUGGAUGUCCAGCCCUUCUAUUUAGCUUCACAAUUAAGUGUUUUACCAUUUUAUUUUCAGGAUAACCAGGGCUACAAGUAGAACACAAAACAAUUUGACAAACCGUUGCAUUCAUGAAUUGUAUUGACAAAUGUCAAUAAGAAAAAUAUCUGCCAAAGCCAAAAACCUGAUUUCAAAAUUAAUUUAUAUGAAUGCUGUAAGUACAGAAAUUGUUUGCUCACUGGAAAAUCCAACUAGUCCGUGACAACUGUUUGGAGUUUGUGACAGCACCUGUGAGCUUAUUACAGUAUUAUAGACACUAUGUCCUGGGAUUUCCUACAAUCUUCAAUGUAGAAGAACCCCUUACCUUCUAAUGGCUCUUGUGUGGCUUGUGAGCGUCAUAGAGCAAAACAUGUUACAUGUUCUUGAGUCUUUUCAUAAAUAGCUUUUUAAUAGUUCGUAGCUCAAACCAUUCAGGGAUGUCUCAAACACCAUUCUAGCUCAGCCCCUGUUAUCUACGGAUGCAGAAGAACUGGACGAAUCCAAUGGUACAACACGGAAGUCUGUAGCUCAUUGGGUUAAUGGUGUGGGACUCAUUGGGUUAAUGGUGUGGGACUCAUUGGGUUAUUGGUGUGUUGUCAUGGUUUCAGAGGAGAAGAAGGGCACCCUGCAGGACGUAGCCAAUCAGAAGGGGGUGGUGUGCAGAGCCCAGGGCUGGAAGAUGCACUUGUGUGCUGCACAGCUCAUGCAGCUGGUGAGAAACACUUCCCUUUUACGUGCAGUAUGCUGAAUUUUAAGCACGACGAAAAGAGAACCUAAGAGUUAUGAAAAUGGAGCGAAAAGGGGUGACUCUUGAAAAUGUUAUCCAAGUGGAUCUCAUUGUCUCACUGAUGGUGCUUCAUGGCAACGCGUCACGUUAUAUGAUGUAGCUGUCAGAAGACAAUGAAGGGGCUCUAUAUAUCUAAAUCUUCUUAUACAAGAUACAGUAACUGUCCUCCCGAUUAGCAGUCAGUAGUGACAUCAGUCAUGUUGUCUCCCCUCUCUAUCCCCAGACUAAUCUGGAGCAUGAUGUGUACAGCCGCCUCACUACCCUCCAAGAGGGCCUGAUCCCAAAGAAGAAGGCCGGGUCAGAUGAUGACCUGCACCGUAUCAACGAGCUCAUACAGGUCAGAGGUCAUACACGCAACAACACAAAGGAAAUCCAUGCACUUCUGCUGCUCAUGGGGAGACCCAGAGUUUUCCCAGACCGCUUGACUUGACCAGGAAAAACUCUAGGCCUUAGUUAUAACCUACAAACCAAACAGGUUUUUCUCAUCACUAUCUGACUGAGCACAAGUUUAAUCACAAUAUCUAAGAACUCACUAUUCCCAUAA